AUGGAGCAUCUCACUUCCAUUCUGCGGGUGCAUUCCCAAGCAGCGCGGUCUGUCCGAGCAAUUCUCUUGCGUCAGCAGCCGAUUGGAGAAGUGUGUUUCCUUGUAUUGAAAAAAGGGCCGCAUGACUGGAUCAAGGCGAGCGAGACUGUGGCUAUCCGCACUUUACGACCUCCUGGCAACCAUGGACAAUGCAAAUCAAAUCGUCGAGAUGCCCGGCCGUCACGAAAACGUAGACGUCCUCCUCCGCGUUUCCGCAAACGAAGUGCCCAGCCUUUUUGGAACUCGUCCGUGUGUAUGAACCAAGUGUGGUCAAUUUUGAAACACAAGCAGAUCAGACCUUUUGGAAAUCUUGCGCCAGCCUGGACAGCUCAGACAUUCACAGUGGCUUAUAGACGGAAGCAACAGCACUUAUUCUCCAAGUCUGGCCAGCAGGGUCCGCUUUCUAUCUAUUCUGCUCGUCAGGGGGGACUUCUAGCCCUUUGGAUUUGCUCUCGACAUGCCACGCUUGACUUGCAUUUGCUCCUCAAACGGAGGCAGCCUGCUGUAGCGGUGCUCAGGCUUGCCCGCUUAGUAGAACUGGUGCGCGGAUAUGUCCGACAAAGCAAUGGCUUCCGGCGUGUUGAUUGGCUUUUGGCGAGAUUCAAUUUGCCCUCUCGGCGCCACCAUUGGUUCCGAUGCUUUGAUGCCAGUGAUCGGAAGCGACUAGCUACAAUUGUCCGACUAGCUGCGAGGUCUGCUGCCAAGUUGCAUGGGGCAUUCUUGUACCGGUGGAUUAUAGAAAGGGUACAUUUUACAGCUGGCGCGCUUCCUCGCCUCAGUGAUCAACGCAAUGCGGUGCAAUGGUCGAAGAAAAUUUCCAUUGGAGAGAUUUGGAAACAAGGGUGCUUUGAAUGGGAACAUUGGCGCCAAGGUGCUGAGGUCAAAAAGAUCCCUGGCAAUUGGGCAAUUCCUGACAGGCAAGUGGCCUUAGCCAACAAAUCCGGGCAAAACAGAGAAUUGAAAGCGUGGUUGCUCACCAACAGAUUUCCCAGACGCGUGAGCCGUGUCGGCACCAAAGCAUGGGAAAAGCCUGCGAACAGUGCUCCUGACGUAGUGCCAGAAGAAGAAGCUCGCUAUAUCGCCGCCCUAGUCUCCAAACAGGAUGAAGUAUUGUUGCAAGAUGACAAGGACAAAAAGUCCACUUGGACCAUGCCUUUUGCUUGUUUAGCGACAACAUUGGUUUGCUUAGUCCUUCUGGAUUCACAAUGGGAGCCCACUUCCAUGUCUUUGGAACAGCUUAGCAUUUUGGUGCAUGGCGUUUCUCUGUUUGCUUUGCCUGCAGCACUACGACGGGGCCCUUUGCCCCAAGGGUCAUUUGCACCAUAUAUGUACCCUUUUGUGAAAACUAAGUGUUUUGCAGCUUCGGGUGGUCAUACUUGCAAGAAAAAGAACCAUAGUUGCCUCCGCAAAGUGGUAUCCUUUUUCCGAGCUCCGUGGCGAAGGGCAUGGCGACUCGCAGGGCGUGCCAUACAAGUUCUGAUCCGCGUCACUGGUCCCGGGUUCUCAGUAUGGAAGCUAAAACAGGUGGUUCCAAUCUUUCAGCAGAAGAUGGCGGGACUACGCAGCUCGCCCUGCCCGCAGAUGUGCGUGUGCUGUAAGGGCCCCAAGCACGCAACAACAUUACUGGUGGCAGAUGCAGCGCAAAUGUAUGAGCAGGUGAAUAGCAAUUUGGUGCUGCAAGCUUUUGAUGCUAAGGUUGAACAGUUACGGCACAAAUAUGGUGUUGUAUCCAUCACAGUGUCUCGACAGCGGCCCAUUCGGGGCUGGCCUGGCGGUUCGGAGCAUACCCGGUCCCGGGGCUUGGUGGUGCUUACAGUAUACCAACUUCGACGCAUGUUGCAAGAUCGCAUGAAGCCUGCCAUGAAGAUCAUGUUUUUCCUUUGCCUGUUUGCUGGCACGUGGAUAGCAGAAGCAGGAAAAGGUCAACGUGAGGCCAAAGGCCAAGGUAGGAGAUAUGAUGGUCGUUCCCACAAAGAUUCCCACCGUUCCUCUUAUGAGUAUGAUUACUAUGACCAUGGCCAUGAUCGCCGGGGAUCGUCUCACUCACGGCGUCGACGUCGCCGACGUUCUAGUGACUCUAGGACCCCUGACCGUCAUCGACGGAGAUCUGCUGAGAAGCCGCCCAAAAACUCACCUGGAUAUGAAGAAUACAAGCGACAAAAACAAGAAGCGGCAGCUUGGCAGGAGAGACAUUUGCAAGCGCAAGCCUUAGCUUUAUGCCUGGAGGAGAGAGAACGUCAAAAGAUUAGUGCUCAGCAACAGCCAGCACCUGUAGUCUCCCCUCCGGCUCCAGCUGCGGCGCCAGAGAUCCAACCUGCCCAAAGCAGCGGACGUCGCUUAAGGCGCAUUCGCGCCGCACAUGCAUGGGCGACCUGUGGCACUGUGGCGGCGUCGCCCAAAAGCCGAGAGUAUCUCUCCAUCAGCAGCCUGCAGCAGAACCUGCGAAAGCACACCAGGUCCAGUUGCUGCCCCUCAGAGAAGUACAACUGGGGAUCUGCGACAUCACAUGAGGUGGGGUGGUUCGUGCAACCCCCAUGCAGUGUGACCUUGCGAAAGCCCAAGCAUGGACUGAAGGAGUCCGAGACGACACGCUACGUCCACAACCUGAAGGCUACAGGAUCCGAGGCGUCGUUGCGCCUGAUCCUGCCAUCUCCUUGACGUUGAGGAGAGGAUGAGCAGUGCCCAUAAGGGGUGAAAUCUGGUGGUUGCAGGAUGGUAGGAUGGG
This is a messenger RNA of Cladocopium goreaui, 2764 nucleotides long. NCBI's taxonomy places the organism in Eukaryota, Dinophyceae, Suessiales, Symbiodiniaceae. The record is from the annotation of a GenBank genome assembly.